Molecule: messenger RNA, 6980 nt
Organism: Pseudophryne corroboree (corroboree frog)
Lineage: Eukaryota; Metazoa; Chordata; Amphibia; Anura; Myobatrachidae
Gene: BNC2
Product: basonuclin zinc finger protein 2
Exons: 7
Coding region: 476-3847 (1123 amino acids)
Biological process (GO): regulation of DNA-templated transcription
Cellular component (GO): nucleus
Source: RefSeq, a predicted model, not a curated record
ACACAGCAUAAACUGUUCCAGCAAAAGGAAGGGACAGAAAUGUGACUAGAGCUGAUCUGCUUCAGAUCCUUUUUAAGUCACACUAGGUAGAGUAAAUAUACAAGCAGAGGGGAUUACUGUGCUUCCCUCCCAUCCUUUACUUCAUACUCCCCUCUCUCUCCCUCUUUCUCUCUCUCUCCCUCUGCCCUGAUGCAGUUGGAUGUCUUCAACUUUUCCUCAACUUUUUUUUUUUUGGCAGAAGUAAAUCCUGCCUCCUUCACCGAUAUAUUUGGCUUUAAAAUAGCUGCUGAAUGAACAAAAUAAUGAACAAAAUACCUGAAGAUAAGUGACAAGUCUGCCCAGGAAGAAAAAGAGGAUCUGAGAGUUUACUGACAGGAGAAAAGUUGGGAUAGACACUGACAAACUCUUCCUGCCCCAGUUACUGAGAAGAAACCAAACACAGGAGUUUUGUGAAAGUCAGAAGAAGCAUGCAGUCAUGGAUUACAAUGGGGAGUGUAGCCCAACAAUGAACCGCAACAUUAUAAGUAGUGGCGAACAAUCCAGCUCUCACAACAGUCCUGGUUUAUCAACUCCAGUUCCUUCCUGGGAUUUAAAAUGGCCAUCUAAUAAAAUGAGUGAAGACGUUGCCGCUUCAUACUGGUCUGGGGCCUGGCAGGCAGAGCAGAAGGGACAAGCUGGAAAAUCUUCAGAAGAGACAGAAGUGGAUGUGAGAGAAAGAGACAUACAGAGAGACAGACUGCGAGACAGGAGGGCGAGAGACCGGGCAUUCAGAGACUCUUGCCCUGACAACUCCAUGCAGUUCGGAACGAGGACGCCGUCAAGCGAGCCUGGGUACAUGGGGGCAUGGCAGAACUGUGAUGCCAAUCUUCUCUUCAGAAUGUCCCAACAGGCCAUCCGAUGUACACUUGUAAAUUGCACAUGCGAAUGUUUCCAGCCUGGGAAGAUUAACCUGAGAACCUGUGACCAAUGUAAACAUGGCUGGGUGGCACAUGCUUUGGACAAGCUCAGCACUCAGCACCUGUACCACCCGACACAAGUGGAGAUUGUACAGUCCAACGUGGUUUUUGAUAUUAGCAGCCUCAUGCUGUAUGGUACGCAGGCUGUGCCUGUGCGGCUCAAGAUCCUGCUGGACCGUCUUUUCAGUGUACUCAAACAGGAAGAGGUCCUACACAUCUUGCAUGGCCUGGGAUGGACACUGCGAGAUUAUGUACGUGGAUACAUACUUCAGGAUACUGCUGGCAAAGUCCUGGACCGUUGGGCCAUUAUGUCUCGAGAAGAAGAGAUCAUCACUCUACAGCAGUUUUUAAGGUUUGGAGAGACCAAAUCCAUUGUGGAGCUCAUGGCCAUUCAAGAGAAAGAAGGUCAGGCAGUGACCGUGCCUUCCUCAAAAGUUGAUUCAGACAUAAGAACUUUUAUUGAAACCAACAACCGCACCAGAAGCCCAAGUGUACUCUCACACUUGGAAAACAGUAACCCUUCCAGCAUUCACCACUUUGAGAACAUGCCCAAUAGCCUUGCAUUCCUCCUGCCGUUCCAGUAUAUCAACCCAGUUUCCGCUCCUAUGCUUGGAUUACCUCCUAAUGGGCUCAUGUUAGAGCAUCCUGGACUGAGGUUGCAUGAACCUAGCAAUUCCAAUCAGAAUGAAUGUGAAGAGACCAGUGAGUCUGAGGUCUCCCCUAUGCCUUACAGUAGGAAUGAGCAAACAUCCAAUAGAAACGCCUUGAGUAGCAUCACAAAUGUAGAGCCAAAAACAGAGCCAAACAAUGCCUCACCCACACAGUCGACUACACCAGUCAAUGACAUAAAUAAAUCUGAGCAUAUCAAAAGUUCCUUUAAGAUUCACAGAAUGAGGAGGAUGGCAGCAUCAUCACGGAAAGGAAGGGUGUUUUGCAAUGCAUGUGGCAAAACUUUUUAUGACAAAGGAACUCUAAAAAUUCACUACAAUGCUGUGCAUCUUAAGAUAAAGCACAGGUGUACUAUUGAAGGCUGUAACAUGGUUUUCAGUUCUCUUAGAAGUAGAAAUCGUCACAGUGCAAAUCCCAAUCCCCGGCUUCACAUGCCAAUGCUAAGGAACAAUAGAGAUAAAGAUUUAAUCCGUGCAACAUCUGGUGCUGCUACCCCUGUCAUUGCAAGUACAAAAUCUAGCCUUUCAUUAACCAGCCCUGGUCGUCCUCCAAUGGGCUUUUCAACACCACCUUUGGACCCUAUUUUGCAAAAUUCACUUUCCAGCCAUCUAGUAUUUCCAGCUUUAAAAACUGUGCAGCCAGUUCCUCCUUUUUACAGAAGUUUAUUACAUUCAGGAGAUAUGGUGAGUCCCCCAACAUCACUACCUACUAGUCCAAUAUUGCCAGCACCUCUGGGAGUGGAACAGCCUCUUCCUCCUCUGCCUCAAGAGCUGCCAGUAUCUGUGAUUAACAUGGCUCCCCAGGACUCUAAUACAGAUCUUGCCCCUAAGAAAAAGCCACGCAAAUCAAGUAUGCCUGUUAAAAUUGAGAAGGAAAUCAUUGAUACUGCUGAUGAAUUUGAUGAUGAUGAUGAUGAAGAAGAAAACAUUGAUCACGGCCCUCCAACAAAUGAUGUUGGACACGAUAGCCAUUCUCAAGGUGAGGUGAGCCCUGGAUUGUCGAUAAACAGUUACUCAAAAAUGAGUGGCAGUAGGUGCAUUCUGAGGACAGACACCCGAGCGAACAGUAUAACUUCAGAGGAUCAGGAACAUGAGAGAGAUUUUGAAAAUGAAUCAGAGUCUUCUGAGCCAAAGUUUUGUGAUGAACCAAUGGAAGAUGAUCAUCUUUCCCUUCACAAAGAAAGCAGCAUCAGGACAGACAAUAAUAAAUCCUAUGAAAACCAUAUUGACUGCCAUCAACAGGCUGUAAUAAAGGUCAAGGAAGAGUUUACAGACCCAACCUAUGAUAUGUUUUACAUGAGCCACUAUGGACUUUACAAUGGGGGUAGUGCCGGCAUGGCAGCACUUCAUGAAAGCUUAGCUUCGUCAUUGAGCUACGGAAGCCCUCACAAAUUCUCUCCAGAUAGUGACCUAUGUUCAAGCCCAGAUCCUAAAAUUUGCUAUGUGUGCAAAAAGAGUUUCAAAAGCUCAUACAGUGUGAAGCUUCAUUACAGGAACGUUCAUUUGAAAGAGAUGCAUGUCUGCACAGUAGCCGGUUGCAAUGCUGCUUUCCCUUCCCGACGAAGUAGAGACAGACACAGUGCCAAUAUUAACCUCCACCGCAAACUGUUGACCAAAGAACUGGAUGAGAUGGGGCUGGACUCCUCUCAGCCCAAUCUCCGAGAUGAGUUCUUGGCAAAGAUAUAUGGUGGUCAACAUUCCUUGGGCUUGGAUAUUAGAGAAGAUACCAUUUCGCCAGUUGGUACAGAAGAUUCCCACAUUAAUGGGUAUGGACGGAGUCUGGCAGAAGACUACAUGGUCUUAGAUUUGAGCACGACCUCCAGCAUGCAGUCUAGCAGCAGUGUCCACUCUUCUAUGGAGUCUGAUGUGGGCAGUGAUGAGGGCAUCCUGCUAGAUGACAUUGAUGUUGCCAGUGACAUUGAGGAGUCCUCUCAGAAAGCUGAUUCUUCUGCCUCUCUCAUGGGACCAGGCAAUGAUGUGACAGAAUCUUCCUUAUACAACAGCUUUGCCAUGAGUAAUGGUGGAAUAAUGUGCAACAUUUGCCACAAAAUGUACAGCAACAAGGGGACCCUGCGGGUUCAUUAUAAGACAGUGCACUUGCGAGAGAUGCAUAAAUGCAAAGUUCUUGGAUGUAACAUGAUGUUCUCCUCAGUACGCAGCCGAAACCGGCACAGUCAAAACCCUAAUCUCCAUAAAAACAUUCCUUACUCUUCUGUGGAAUAGCUUCCAAAUGGACACUGUAAACUCCAUGUUUCACAGAUAACACAAGUGAACUGCUCCAUAUUUAUAUAUACGUACAUAUAUAUAAAAAUGUAUAUGUAUGUUAUAUAUCUAUAUAUAUAUAUAUAGAUAUAUAUAUAAAUCUAGAUAUAUAUUCUUUUUUAACGAAAAGAGAAAAAGAAAACUACAAAACACUAGGUGCUUUUUUAUUUUCACUUAUAGGUGAAGUUGCCCUGAAGAGGACUAAAAAGAAGCAUACAAACAGAAAACACAGUCACUUAUACCAGUUUUUGUAACGGAAUGAAGUACUUGAUUAUCUCCAAAGAUAGUGUCUUAAUAUUCCAGUGACUAUUGCUUGCAAGAGAAAAUAACGAACAAUUGUUUUAAUUUACAAAAACACACCUAGGUAUUUUUUGAGAAGACUAAGCAUGGCAGAUUCACCUGUAAAUAUGGAGUCCCCUCGGUUGGACAGUAUUGUAUUGAUGGUUAUGUACGCCUAGUUUCCUGUUGCAGUUCCAUCAGUCUGUAUGCAGGAAAAUUGGCAACUGUCAGCUCUGUCUCUUUAUUUUAGCUUCAAUGCACAUUUUUGCAACACAGACACCGAAACAUGCCCAUUUUGUGACUACCUGCUAGUUGUAGUAUUAUCCUGGUGUUGCAUGCUUACAGCACUAUCUAUUCAUUGAUUUAUUUUCCCUUUUGUCUUGUACUAUUUGUAUAAAAGCAGUAAUGCACUUUCCCCACUUAAACACUACAAUGUGUGUAAUGAUAUCUCUAUUUUAACUCUUCGGUGCUGAGAAACGUAAGAUGCUGGUGUAACUAUACCAACCCCAACACACACCCUGUCAACUGAAGUGGCUGAAAUAAUUUCAUUAUACUGGGAUGAUUUGUCCUGACAGGGCUGGACUGGUAAAUGGCAUAGUUGCCAAAUAAAGCAAGUAUUAAUGGAGUUUUGCAAGUAGAAAUGCCAAUUUUGCACAUAUAACUAAAAUGCAUAAUACAUUCUGCGAAGGCGCAAGCCAUAUAUUAUGUCCUUUAGAAAUAAAACUCGAAUGUUUCAGAAACAUCACUCCAGCGAUAAAUAAGACCCUCUAUUCCCAUUCUCAAGCUGGAUAGGGAUGCAGGUUGUGUCAUAUGCCAGAAGAAGGAAUAAAAGUUGCUUGGCUAUAUGUUAUAACAUAGAACAAUCAAUAUUUUUUUUUUUUGGGACUCACAGAGUUCAUCUGCAUAAGUGUUGCACAUGUAUAUGGAAGGACCACAAUAUUGAUCAGAUUGUUUGAUAAUAUACAGUGGAUUUCCUAUUUCCAAUAGUACUAGAUAUGUAACACCCUUGUAUUGUACAGUAUAUGCUUGUUUUCACACUACUCAAUGAUGAAGUCUUAUUUUGAUGUAUAUGAGUGACAGUAUUACAGGGAUUUAAAAGUCUUUCAAAAUUUGAAACGAAGAAUGACUAUACCUUAAUAUUGUAUAAAGCAGUGCUUUUACACAUACUGUACAUUUUGUAUGGGUUAAAUCUUAUGCUGCAAAACAUUAUUAGUCAUUGGUGUUCACUAAAAAUAUAGUAAAAAGAAUGAUGUUCUGUUAGUUUAUUAUAAGGCAGUCAGGUCGAAAUUAGGAUGGUCUUCUCUUCUUUUUAAUAAAAAAACUGCUAAUUUGCCAGAAACUAUCACACAGGUGGGAUCUGUUUACACGGAUAUAAUGCUGCAGUUUUGCAUCUCGUUAAUACUGUCUACUAACUGUGAGUGGCAGAGCUGCUCAUCCUAUAGUGUCUAAACAAAAAAAGCCUACACCCAAUUUAAAAGUCAGCAGUUUAGCCUGUAGCACUCAUACAUUAGGAGGUGUAUCUCACAAACAAAGAGUGUCCCAAAAAACGUCAGAGCCUCCCUCUUUUACUAAUUGAGGGAAGGCAUGAUGAUUCAAAUUCAUGAUUGGAACAUAUUCAGCUUUUCUAGCGAAUUGGUCAUGGAACGUAUUAGACCUCAAUAAAGAAACAUUAUUGCAAAAAGGAAAGUGUUCCCUUUAAGUGAUUCAGCAAACAAAAACUGUUCAUCUCUCCAGAGGUAAUGUCACAAGACAUCCUGCAGUAAAGGAUUUUAAUAUUAAAUAUCAAAAUUUACAAGCCUAGACCUGUAUAUAAUAAAUAGAUGCAGGGGGCUGCCCUAACCUCCCCUGAUAUAAGACUCAGCCAAUGUUAAUCCCAUGACAUUUAUAUAACCAGAAACAGGCAGGAGCAGCAGUGUUUUUGCGUCUUUUGGCUUUGUCCUGGGAAUUGAUAUAUAUACAUUGGAAACCAGCAAAUAUUUCUCUCAGUAUUUGGGUGGUCAGAAAGGCUUUGUGACUUCACCAUCAUAACAGGUUCCUUACAUUGGGCCAAAAGUUGAAGCACUUACAGUAUAAUAGCUAAGGAGCACAUGUGCUCGACUUUAAAUAGAACACAUUCAUAUUGUAAUGAACCCCCCACCCAGAAAGAGUAGUGAUAUAAAUGUUCCUUUUCUUCUGUAGUUAUGUAGAGAAGAACACAUAGAAACGUAAUUAAAACAGCGCAAGGCACUUUUUUCUUGAAACCCUUAUGUGUUUCCAGUGUUUACGCAUCUUGCCUGAACUGGUGUGCCACAGGUAGCAUACGUUGCAAAAAACUGUACCAGUUACAGUAUAUUUGCAUAACUUCAGCAUUCUGCCAAAAUUGUACAUUUCUAUCUGCAUUAACGCUUUUCUUUCUGUUUUCCAAUCAAUACCUCCGAGUACAAUCUAAACUCUGAGAUUGUUGUGCAUUGCGGUAUCUCUCUGUAUGUUGUAUCCUAAAGCUCCGAGUUUCAUUGUUUUUUUUUUUUUUUAAGUUACAGCACUAGUUAGCUAUGAUUAUCCAUGCCUUGUUUGUUAUAUUUGCAGCAAAUGCCUCAUGUUUGCCAAAGGAAUUUAUUAUAUGCGUCUUUUUUGUUUUUAAGUUGACUUAUUGUAUAUGGCACUCGUUAUGGAUUCCAAAACAUACACAUUUCUAGCAGACAAGACAGUAUUUACAAUUACACUGAUUGCUGAAAUUUUUGUUAUCAAAGAACUGUAAGAAAAUGCCCAAAAAGGAAUGACCGGUUAUGUUUCUUCCUGGGUCCAUGGUGAUUAAAGACUGAAAAUACUUGUGAAA